UCAUUAUUAGUAUUAAUAUUAUUAAUAUUAUUAUUAUUAUUAUUAUCAUUAUAACAACAAAGCAACAGUCGGUAGUACCAUUACCAUCACUCCACCGCCACUCUCACCAUCACCACCACCAGCCACAGCAACAAGAACAACAACAGCAGCGGGAAUAACAUGUAGAGCCGUGAGAGAUGUGGUUUCAAUUGCUAAAAUAACAAAAUAGGAUCUUAAAAGCCCCGCCCCCCUGAAAACUAAAACUAAUAAAUAAGAAACGAGCAGCAGGCAGGAACGAGUCCAACGGGUAACAACAACAACAACAACAACAAGAGACAACAGAGACAACAACACGAACAGCUACAAGAAAAAAAAUAUUCUCAAUUGCGACAUGAACGGCAAAAUGGGAUCUUAAAAAUACCGCCUCCCGCGAAACCGAAACUGAUAAAAAACAAAAAAAGAGGAUAAAUAAACAAAUAGAAACGAGAACGAGAGACGAGCAGCACGGAGGAAGGAGUCCAACUGCUGACAGCACCAGGUAACAACAACAGCAACAGCAACAACAGCAAGGAUUAUAAGAAAAUUCGAAACAAAGACACGAGAACUCUUAACGAGACGCACGAAUCUCUUUACGAAAAAUGGCCGUGGACGUUGAUACCGUGUUGUUGAAUCUAAGCGAAAAGGGAUUUUUUCAGGUAACGCAGUUCAUAGCCGCAUGUAUAUCUAUGGUCCCUGUUGCAGUGAGUUUAUUGAAGAUAGUCUUUAUCGGAUUUGUACCCAAAUCAAAAUGUGCCGAACUGAAUAUCACACAGUUAUACGAAUACGGUUAUGAGAACAACGACACUCAUAAUAUCCAAUACGGAGCUUGUCAUAUACAUAUCUUUAGUUUGACUGGUGAUGGAACCAAUCACACAUUAAGCUGUAUCAAUGGUUACAGCUAUGAAGAAAAUAAAGACCUUUCUUUUGUGUCCGAGUGGGAUCUUGUAUGUGGCAAAGCCGGCCUUUCUGAACUGACACAAACCUUGUAUUCGGUGGGAGGCCUGGUUGGAUCAUUAACCAUGCCUUAUUUUUCGGAUACCAGAGGAAGAAAACCAAUACUGGUGAUCAGUAACAUCCUUAUUUUAAUAUCUUCAAUUUCAUCCUCAUUAUCAUCUAACUACUAUGCCUUCGUUGUAUUUCGGCUGUUGGAAGGACUUUUUACCCAGGGUUUGUUAGUAUCGGCCUAUACAUUAAUGUUGGAAUUGUUUCCCGUUAAAAAUCGAACUUUAAUGUGUGGUAUGACCGGUGUCACGUGGGGCAUAUGUGUUUUACCUUUGGCACCAAUCGCGUACCUGCUUCGGAAUUACAGUUGGAGGGUAAAUGUGCAAGUAUUCUGUAUUUUCCAUGCAAUGGCACUUUUUCAUUAUUGGUACCUAGAAGAAUCUAUACGUUGGCUUCUUAAUAAUGGUGACUUGGAAAAAAGUAAGAAAAUAAUAAAGAGAGCAGCGAAAGAAAAUAAAGUUGAUUUUGAUACGGUUUGGGAAAAUAGUGUACAGACAACAGUUAUGGUUCCAUUAAACAUCGCCGAUGACAAUGAAAACAGAACGCUUGAGGUGGAAAUAACACCGAAGAAUGCUGCUGUUAAACAAGAGGGAUUCCAUACAAUAUUCAAAGAUCCUCUCGCCAGAGUAUUAACACUCAUUAUUUUUAUAAAUGGCUUGAUGAACAGUCUCACAUACAAUGGCCUGUAUAUGACGUCGCAUAGCUUAGCUGGAAACCGGUUUUUGAAUUUCACUUUGGUAUCUUUCACAGAAAUUCUGGGAAACACAACCAUGGCUAUUCUACUUUUCAGACUACAACGGAGAGUAACAAUGGCACUAUUUCAAGGUCUAUCCGGUGUGGCUCUUUUUGUGGCUGUAACAGUUACAUAUCUUGGAGAUGGCAGCAAACUCUAUUCCAUUUUAAACACAAUAUUCAGUCUGUUCGGAAUGUUUGGCAUCAGCGCCUCGUAUUGUGUCAUUUGGUUAUAUGCCCCAGAAAUCUACCCAACUAACUUGAGAAAUAUUGGUUUAGGAUUUCUCACUUUGUCAGGAAAUAUGGGAAACAUGGUUUCUCCGUAUUCUCGUCUACUUAUGACGUACAUAGCAUGGUUACCUGGGACAAUAUUUAGUUUCGGGUGCCUCGGGUGUCUUACACUUUUAUAUUUUAUGCCGGAAAGUAAAAGUAUGCAAAUGCCAAUGACAAUGGACGACGUCAGAGAACAAUUAAGGAAGCAGAAGAAAUCCAGAAGAAAACAGAGUUUAGCGAUUAAUGAAAGUAAUCCUGCAACGAAAGAUGUCUAGUUUAUGAACGAUGAAUUUUUUUUACUCUUAGCUUCAGAAAUAAACGAUGUAUAAUCAAUUAAACACAAAACAAAA
This is a messenger RNA of Octopus sinensis (East Asian common octopus), 2375 nucleotides long. RefSeq names its product organic cation transporter protein-like. Gene Ontology annotation, molecular function: transmembrane transporter activity. Lineage: Eukaryota; Metazoa; Mollusca; Cephalopoda; Octopoda; Octopodidae. Bases 618 to 2300 code for a protein of 560 amino acids. Gene Ontology annotation, biological process: transmembrane transport. The record is from RefSeq and is a predicted model, not a curated record. The transcript is spliced from 10 exons.